CAGCAUCAAACUACUGCAGCCUUCGCGGCUGUCUACAGGGAAGCUCGCAUACUACGGAUACAACGUGCCUGGCCCCCGGACGAGUCGUCGAUUUUCGGGCAUGAGAGCGUUGUGCUACUGCCAUCUUCUUGACCUGCACUGGCAUCACCACUGCAUACCAUGAGUAUUCUGAAUGGAUUACAAUGGAUAGUAGUACUGAAUGCCGCAUCAUCUAUGUCCCCGGCGGCGGUGAGCAGCCUGCGCUGUCUUCUCGUUUUCGCUGAACUCGCUCGCUCCUCUGGUUCAUCUGCCAAUCCGACAACCUCGCAGGUAUCCUCCGAGUCCUUCUAUCCGUAGAAAUCUACCUCUGUCGCGGUUCAGUUAGUUGCUAGCAGACAGCAGUCUACGGUCUUGCCUGUUAAGAUAACCGACGAUUGACGGAUCCUUCGUAACGAUGACCAAACCAGAUAUAACUCUCAGUCACGCCCGCUUCAAACAGAGAAACCUCCCUCCUUCUCUCCAUCUUCCCCUUCAAAGACCGUAACUGCCCGGUUGACUGACAUUCAAGUUUGUCACUGCCCUUGGCUGACACGGAAGAGAUCUGAUCAAACAUAUAUUGAGGUAUUCCUAGCAACCGACCGUUGCUUGCUCCUCCCAUACGUAUUGAUUGAUGUCUUUUCCUCUCAAAUACAAUCUACUACUACUAUCACAAACCAUUUCACAUCUAUCAGAAGAUCAAGCAUCUGACUCUGGUGUAUGCGGGUUGCACACCCCACAGCGGUAGCAGGACACUGUCAUUAGCGCAGCAGAGAGACGGCCAUAACGAACCGAACGAGAGGAAGACUGUUGUUGUGCAUGUGCUACUACCCGAUCGAGACUCAGCCCGAUAACCCAUUCGACCAUCCACAAUCUUCAGCGGCGUUUGUCACGCGACAAGCGCGAUCGGGGCCUUCAGAAUCGGCCAGGCGAACCCGACUACUCCUGUCCCUACCUAUUAGCACGCGGCCCUAGCACAAGGCCUGAACAAACCGAACCAUUCGAGCCACCGCGCGAGCCAACGAGCCUGCGGUUUCCCACCUGAAGCUGGACCCUAUCGCCCUCGAAGCCUCUGAAGUUGAAGGAUAAUAUUGCCAUCGCCCUCCAACCCCGGCACCGCCACCAGCAGGCCUCCUCCUCACACGUCGUCAUUUAUCACAUACACUCCAAGUUUACUUUUUACACUUCACCCAUCAGCUGUCCGUUCGACACCACAGUCGCUAUUUCAUUCCUCAGUUCUUUCUCUUUCUUUCCGGUCGUACUAGUUCGAUCUGUCGCUCGCUCGCUUUCAGCCCUCAACCCAGACAUCGCCUAGCCACAGUCCACCACUGGCGCGAUCUGCAAUCUUCCACCAACCGAGGCAGCACAGGCGAACCGUCUGUCCCGCCUGCCUACAUUCACCAGGAGGAACACAACAUCCAGCUGCACUGUCAUCGGUCCCUGAUUUGAAUAACGCGAUCCUGCUUGACUUAAUAACCGAUUUUCUCGUUGCUGGGCGGCUUUCUCUUUUUGUUUCUACUUGCUGCAAGGUUCGGCUGGUGGCGAGGUCUGAAAGACCAUGCAUGGGGAACCAGAUCUGGGUGCCAUUCAAGCCUCUCUCCGGGUUUUGAAUGUUGCAAGAUUGGCAUACCCUGCGAUCGUUCUGGUUAUUUUUGUUGCUGCAUUUAUCACGUAUGGCAUUAAGACCGCCCCUAAUGAUGGAGACAAGGUUCAGAUUCAUCCCAUGCGCGGUCCUGGAGGGAGACCUCUUCCAAUCCGUCGUCGAUCUGCCAAUCAGGUCAAAACAGCUGCCGCCGUCAAAGAUGUCUCGCCAACGACCAAAACCGCGUUCAGAAUCGGCCAAGCUUCUGUGAUCCUGACUUUCUUGGUCAAUGCCGGUCUCAUACUGUUCCAGACGGUGUUGAACCGUGACGAGGAGUGGUGGCCUGGCCAAAAUGCCGUUAUUUACGUUGUCGCGUCCACCUUUGUUUGGUUAGUGGUCUUCAUCUCCGUAAUGGAUUGCAAGCCCUCGCCGAACAUAGUCCAUUUCGUUACUUGGAUAUCCGCUGUUCCUUUGGACACCAUCAUUAUCGCGGCAAGUCUCCGAAUCUACACAGUACCGCAUUACGAACCACGAGUUGGCGACCAGCUCGGUGGUAGAUUGAGGAGAUCAAUCACUGGUUGGGAGACUCUCGAAGUCAUUGUGAACAUAUCCCGGCUUGUUCUGCUCUUGGGCCUCUCAGCUGCGUUUAUGUCCGUCAAAUAUAACUUUAAUAAGGCGGAAGGAUCCCGAUCUCCUGGGCAAAAUGAAAGGACCCCUCUACUGGAUGGCAACGUCGAAGCCGGAAGACAACCCAACGGUCAGGCUAAUGGCACUGCUCAACGUGGCCAGACAACCGAGUCGAAGGAGCAAGUUGAUGCAUGGGCCAAGCCAACUGAGGUGCCGAAUAUAUCCUGGUAUGCGUACUUGCGAGGCUUCGUGCUGUUGAUCCCGUACUUGUGGCCCAAGAAAUCCAUCAAACUGCAGCUGCUGGCGGGAACGUGCUUUCUCAUCAUGAUUGCACAGCGCGUGAUCAACGUGUUUGUGCCGGUCAUGGUUGGGAGGAUAACAGACGCUCUGUCCGGGGAUGAUGGAAAAGGGGUGCGAGCUCCUUGGUUGUACAUUGCAUUGUACAUUAUGUUUAGGUGGCUUCAAGGAUCUCAGGGCAUUCUCUCGGCUGCGAGGUCCAUUUUAUGGAUUCCUGUUGAGCAAUACUCGUACCGAGCCAUCUCCACCGCCGCUUUCGAGCACGUCCACAAUCUGAGCGCCGAAUUCCACACGGGCAAGAGAACCGGAGAAUUGAUAUCGGCCUUGAACAAAGGCAGUUCCAUCAACUCCUUCCUCGAAAUGGUCACUUUCCAGGUCGGACCAAUGGUCUUCGAUCUCAUUGUCGCGAUCGUUUAUCUCACCAUCAAAUUUGACGCCUAUCUUGGUUUGGUGGUGGCCAUCGUUACAUUCCUCUACAUUUAUGUCACUAUCCGUCUUGCCGCAUGGAGGGUCACGCUGCGCCGAAACUUUGUCAAUGCCGAUCGGGAGAUGGAGGCGGUCAAGAACGAUUCCCUGCAUUCCUGGGAUACUGUCAAGUAUUUCAACGCCGAGGAGUAUGAAUUCAGCCGGUACAGGAAGGCAAUAAAGACCAUGCAGAGUUAUGAAUACUGGGUGGAAGUCACCUUGGCUUACAUGAACACUGUGCAGGGCGCGUUGUUCAUGGUGGCAUUGCUGGUUGCCAGUUUCAUCGAGGCAUUCGAGGUUGCCCAAGGUGAUCAAACCGUGGGAAAUUUUGUCCUUCUCAUCACGUAUAUGACGCAACUGCAAGGUCCUUUGAAUUUCUUCGGAACCUUUUACAGAUCUAUUCAGUCCAACCUCAUCAACGCCGAAAGAAUGUUGGAACUGUUCAAGGAGCAACCGCACGUGGUCGACCGACCCGGCGCGAAGCCCUUGCAAGAAUGCGAGGGUGACAUCGUUUUUGACAAUGUAACGUUCAGUUACGACAAACGAAGGCCAGCCCUCAACCACCUGAGCUUCCACUGUCCCCCCGGAACCACAACUGCGCUCGUGGGCGAAUCAGGUGGAGGGAAAAGCACGGUUAUGCGAUUGAUCUUUCGCUAUUACAAUCCCGACUCUGGACGCAUCUUGGUGGACGGCAUUGACGUUCAAGAUAUCACGCUAGACUCGCUGCGCCGAUUCAUCGGUGUCGUGCCUCAGGAUUGUAACAUGUUCAACGAGUCAAUCAUGUACAAUCUUCGCUAUGCCAACCAGGACGCCUCGGAUGAGGAUAUCUACAACGCUUGCCGAGCUGCGUCCAUCCACGAUCGGAUCAUGCAGUUUCCAGAUGGCUACGAGACAAGGGUUGGAGAGCGAGGUGUCCGUUUAUCUGGUGGCGAACGUCAACGUGUGGCCAUCGCUCGAACCAUUCUCAAGAACCCUCGCAUAACCAUGCUGGAUGAGGCCACGGCCGCCUUGGACUCGGAAACCGAAGAGAAGAUCCAAGAGUCUUUGAACAAUCUCGCCGAAGGCCGUACCAUGAUCAUCAUCGCCCACCGUCUCAGCACCAUUGUUAACGCCGAUCAAAUUCUGGUACUUUCCAACGGUACUGUUGUUGAGAGAGGCACUCAUGAAGAGCUUAUUGCGCUUGGAGGCAAGUAUGCUAGCAUGUGGCGGAAGCAGUCGCGAGCACAAAAGGCUGCGGCGGAGGCGGCCGAGCUGAGGACAAGAGCCAAAAAGGCAUUGGAAGAAGCUGAGGCGGAUAGUGCCAGCGUCAGUGAAGAAGAAAUCGAACAGGCCAAAAGACGAGACAGGGGGUUCACAAAGGGUCAUAAAAGGGUCAACUUCAGCGAAAGCAGUCAUUUACGAGCAAGUUGGGGGGUCGAUGAUCAGUCUCGCGGAAACGACGACAGACCAGAAAGCUCGCAGCAUGACCGUGGCAACUCUGGGAAACCGCCUGGUCAUCCCUGAGCUUUUCUAUACAAGUCGAGGUUGGUUGGCGAGUACUGUUCGCCACUUGUUAUGGGGCAAGGAUAAUGCUUUUCCGGGGGGUUACUGGGUGGUAAUUGUGUUUAAUCUGGUUUCUUGCACAUUAUCUUUGGGAAUUGGUUCAAAAAUGACCUUGACGACAUGAAUGACGGUGGAAGAUAGCACAGGCGGAUCGAACAUGACAUCGGACAUGAGGCGAGUACAGAUCCGAGUCCAGCAUGAGCAGGCAGCACCAGGUUCUGCUGGCCGCACGGUAUUUGUAAAGGGAGGAAUGAUUUCACCGCGAGCAGCAGACAUGGAUUGACUCUGUGAUGCAUGACGGUUGUGCCAAAACUUGAUGGGGACUUUGCAGCCAUUGGUCUAAUCAUUGUGUUGAGAAAAGAAGAGCUUGCUGCCUCAGGGCAUUGGAAACACCAGCGUGUCUAUGAAGAGCUUGACUCUUUUGCAUGGGUCCGAAAAUUGUUGGCAACUGUAGGCAUGGUUGCAAACAAGACCGAGGAAGGAAAUGUUCAGUCAAAGUUACUGUCAGAAUCUCGCUGGCUUGCACAACCGCUUCAGGUUUCUGGCUUGGCCGAGGCUGAUCAGUGUGUAAUGCAGUGCGUUAAAUGAAAAGUCCGUCUUUAUGCUAAUUGUUCCGAGAUCGCCAGUGGUAGUAGAUUGCCAGUUCUGAUUACCAUUACCUACCUGUCACGUUCUGGAUUAUAGAUAUCGAUAGACAGCCUAGAACCGUCGCUUCUUCUUGGUACCGUU
This is a messenger RNA of Exophiala dermatitidis NIH/UT8656, 5257 nucleotides long. Its product is annotated as mitochondrial ABC transporter ATM. Gene Ontology annotation, molecular function: ATP hydrolysis activity; ABC-type transporter activity; ATP binding. Gene Ontology annotation, cellular component: membrane. The transcript has 2 exons. The record is from RefSeq and is a predicted model, not a curated record. Gene Ontology annotation, biological process: transmembrane transport. NCBI's taxonomy places the organism in Eukaryota, Fungi, Ascomycota, Eurotiomycetes, Chaetothyriales, Herpotrichiellaceae. Bases 1574 to 4489 code for a protein of 971 amino acids.